This is a messenger RNA of Diuraphis noxia (Russian wheat aphid), 1059 nucleotides long. Its product is annotated as salivary alpha-glucosidase. NCBI's taxonomy places the organism in Eukaryota, Metazoa, Arthropoda, Insecta, Hemiptera, Aphididae. The record is from RefSeq and is a predicted model, not a curated record. Gene Ontology annotation, biological process: carbohydrate metabolic process.
AUUUAUGAUGGUGGAAUGUUACUCACCGUUCAAUAAAACCAUGAUGUACUACGGUAAUAACUCAGAGCCUGGUGCUCAUUUUCCAUUUAACUUCUUAUUCAUCGGAACGUUCGAUCAACAGUCUGAUGCUGCUCAGGUCCAUGAUAUGAUCAGAUCAUGGAUGUAUGGUAUGCCCACCGGCAUGUGGCCUAACUGGGUGUUAGGUAACCAUGAUAACGCAAGAGUGGCUUCAAGGACCAAUCCAAUGUUAGUCGAUGGACUACACAUGAUCCAACACCUCUUACCCGGCACCUCAGUGACUUAUUAUGGGGACGAACUAGGUAUGAUUGAUACAAAUGUUCGUUGGGAUCAAACUGUUGAUCCAGCGGGUCUUAACGUGGGUCCCUAUAGGUUCUUGAAAUUCAGCAGAGAUCCAGUGAGRACUCCAUUCCCAUGGGACAAUUCGUAUAACGCAGGUUUUUCUAAUUCAUCUUCAUUGUGGCUUCCUCUUAACGCUGAUUAUUGGAAAAAAAAUAUGGCAGAUGAAUCCAGGCACAAAAGUAACUUAAAGUCAUACAGACAAUUGGCGCAAUUGAGGAGAAGUCUGACAUUUGUCAAAGGCGAUUUGCAUUUGUACACACUGUCCAAAUGGGUGUUUGGAUUUUCACGGAGUUUUUAUGAUCACCCGACUUAUUUUAUCGUAGUUAACUUUGGGAGUGAAAUAGAAACAGUUAACUUGUUGGAAGCUAGAGGUACUUUACCACUGACUUUGAAAGUUAAGGUCUCUAGUAUUAACUCUGGUUAUGUUACUGGAAAUAUAUUAUGUACUGAAAAAGUGUUACUGCGUCCAAAAGCAGCUCUUGUACUCACAACCUCAAGAGUUAGUGAAGAUUAAAAAUUUAAUUUAUAAAAUAUUUAAUUUAUAAAAUAUUUAAUUUAUAGCUUGUAUAAGUUGAACAUAAGUUAGUAAGCAUAAGUUUAUAAAUUAUAACUAUUAUUGAUUAUAGCAUUAAUUAUUAAACAAUAUUCAAUUAUUGUCACCAGUUCUCAAUAAACCUAUUUGAGUUUCUAAUGUUGUGU